CUACUUUUUCCUCUUCUCCUUGGCUGUAGGAGGUGCUAAAGGCAGGAGCAGCUAGAAGCUCCCAUCCAGCCUGUACUCUGGCCUCUUUCCUCCCUUUCCACAGCCAGCUAAGGAAAGAGGUGGGAGGCUGCCCUCCAUUAUGCCCUGGAAGCAGGGACCAUGUGUAGUUACAUUUCUGGGCUACCGGAUUAUACCACUCGGGGCUAUCAGGUCUCUCAAGGCUCCUCACCAAACAUGGGAAAGAAGCGUCUCAGGUCCAUCUGGUUUCCCAGGGGUUAAUUUCCAGCUACUCCAGUGGUUCAGUACAUUUGUUAGUUUUGUCCGUUCCCUGCCAGUGUCUGGCUUCUUACCCUGUACCCUCCCAGGGGGCCUUCAGGUGGACCCCUGCUCACUGACCUGGCUGUUUGCCUUUCCCUUCUCUCCCAGGACUCCCUUGCUGCUGAACUGCACAUCAUUGCUUCUGUGCUGCCAGGUGGGGCAGGGGUCACCAACGCUUGGGCCCUCAUUUGUUUGAUAAAUCAUGCAUGUCUCACUAGGGCAGCUGGGCAACAGGCCAGGGGCUUGGACUAGCUCAGUUUCAUCCGCCUACUUGUAUGACUGGACCCACUUGCUCUGCCAAUCUCCAUUUCCUGAUAUCUUGGUAAACUUGUCCCCAGCUGCAUGAAACCCCAUGUCCACCCCAUCCAGCCCCUGCAGUGCCAGCUGACCUCUGUCUUCCUUUCCGGGGCACUAUUUUCCCCAGGCAUCUUCACUCCAGAUCCUUGCAGCCCAGCAGGGGCCCUGCUGAUUCAUACAUGUAUAUAUGUAUACACACCCACCCCUCAUUUAAUCUAUACGUGCAAAUCUACUUUGUCUCAAGAUUCCCCCUGGCUACCCAGCCCUCAGGCUCCCGCUGAGCUCUGCCCUUUAAGAUGCAGCCAAGUGCUCCAGCUUUCUAUCGAUUGGUGUUUUAUUCUAAAGGCAGGGUGAUGAUCUCAUCUGCAGCCAAUCAGAGCAGCUGUGGGGUUCCACGCUUCAGCUUGCACCUGAGAGGCUGGGAGCUGGCAGAGGAAAGUGGAUAGCAGCAUGAUGGAGACAAGGUGGUCCCUACACCUCCAGGGACCAGGCUCAUGACUCUAACAGGAGAUGGUGCCACCUGAAUGAUCACCCUUCUGGCAGCACUGCUCAAAGCAGCUGGGGUCUGGCAAAGCCAGUCAGCAUCAAGCUAUGCAUGCUGUAACACCGUGUAUCUGUGAAUGAUGCUGGAGGUCUGUGAGUGCUCCUGACAAAGGGAAACGGGGAGGCCGCUUAUUCCUCAAUGACCUCUGCAGCUGGAGUGAGUGUCUGUCUGCAGGAUUGAUCUGCGUCUCAGCCCCUGCAGCCACAAUGGAAUCUGUGUGACAGCCCCUGGUGCCCUGAUCUCAGAGCUCUGCAUCGAUCCUUCACUCGGUCUCUGCUGGAUAGGUGGUCGACCCUGAGCCUGAGUGCAGAGGCCCUGCAGCUAGAGCCUAGCCUGUUGGUUCUUGUGCUGCCCUGCAGUUUGCAGCUCUUGCUCCACUUCCUGCUUGGUUGGUGGCUGCAUGUGCAGUGAUGAAAAGCCAGAGCAGAUUUUCACUUCUGCUUCCAGGAGAACAUGGGGCUCUAGCCACAGCUCUGCAUGAGUUUUUCAGUCCUGGCCCCGCUACAGGUCUGUCAAAGCUGAGGGCUUUGCUCCUGACUCAUCUUGGCUGGUGCACCUAUGCCCAAACCCUCAUCUGCAGCCCCCUCCCUGCUCCUCCUCAGUCCCCCACCUUCUGUCCUCCCCAGCUCUGCCACAGCCCUUGUACCAUCUCAUGCCCCAGCCUAGCGUUGCAGGGCCUGAUUUUCCUUCUCCUUUGUCUCUCUUCUUUCUGUUGCAGGGCUGUGGGGGCUGAACUACUAAGGAUGACUUGAGAGUGGUCAAGCCAUGAGCAGAGUCAUCUGUGAGCGCCCUUUGGGCCUGGACUCAGAGCCCUGCUCCCGGGCAUUCUCCCAGGCCCGUGUUUACCUGGAGCAGAUUCGAAGCCGAGUCUCUCCGGGAGGCCUUGAUGGGCAUGGAGUUGGGAAGCGCGAUUACCUGGUGGAUGCAGCGAAGCAGAUCCGCCUGGCCCUGGAGCGGGAUGUGAGUGAGGACUAUGAAGAGGCUUUCAACCACUACAAGAAUGGCGUGGACGUGCUGCUCAGUGGCGUGCAGGUUGACCCCAACAAGGAGCGCCGUGAGGCUGUGAAGAGAAAGAUCACACAGUACCUCAAACGUGCUGAGGAGAUUUUCAACUGCCACCUCCAACGAACCUUGGGGAAUGGGAGCCCCAAUGCCACGGGUUACAGCAGCCUUCGCUUUCGGCCAAUCAGGACACUCAGCUCACCAGUGGAGAACCUGAGGUGCUGUAAGGUUGUGGGAGUGAUUGAAAAGGUGCAGUUAGUUCAGGAUCCAGCCACUGGUGGGACUUUUAUACUUAAGAGCCUCCCCAAGUCCCAUGUGGAGACCCGCGAGCGGCAGACAGUCAUUCCACAUGGUGUCCCUUUCAUGGUCAAACUACUGCGCUACUACGUGAGUGAGGAUUCUAUCUUCCUCCACCUGGAGCAUGUGCAGGGUGGGACACUAUGGUCCCAUCUCCGCUCUCAGUCUCAUUUACGGCGAAGUCUCUCCUAUGGCUCUGGUCCCCCGCAUCCAAAGCCCAGCUCAGCUCUGGGAAGCUACAGUGGAGAAGGGGUGGUAGGAAACAUUUGGGGUCCUGGCUCUGGGUCCAGCCAGAGCUCUAACCUUGGCUUUGGGAAUGGCACUGACCUCCUGAAGUCUGUGAAUCAGGCCCCACUGGAAAACACUGACCAGGCUCCUGCCCAGGAACAGUCACUGGACCCCUCCAAUGCAAGAGCAGGGACCCACCGCAUGUUCCAUAUGGGACCUGCCAGUGGCCCCAGGGUUGUCAUGGCAGCGAAGGAUUUAAGUGCAACAUGCACCCUGCAUGGUGGCCCCAAUCCUGUUGUCAUGAUGAUGGCCAAAGGACACUGUGCCUUGAACAGUCAGGAGUUGGCCUCCCAUCCACACGACUUGCUAACCAGCAGUGAGGGUGUGAGCAGCCCACUGAAAAGAGAAGCUCCCUGGCAGGAUCCAAAGCUGCUGGCUAGUGGGAGGCUUCCCCAGAUCCCUGCUCAAAACCUGAAGGCUGUGAGAAGUGGCAGCCUGGUGCAGAAAGAGCCUCUGUAUCAGCAAAUGUCUAGUGGGCCCCAGGCUCAGCCCACAUGGUCCCCACGAGCUCCCAAUGGACAGAAACAAGUGCCUGGAACCACCUGGCCCAGCUUCAGUGAGCCCCACAGGCCUGACUCUGGGUGGCAGGAGCCUGUGGGGGGCACCUCAGGAGUCCAGGACGGAACAGGCCAACACAAGGAGAAGCUAGCACCAGCACAUCAGAGACCUGCAGGUUGCUGGGCCUGCCAAGGGGAGAGCCAAAGAGCCUGGGCCGUGAAUGAGGAGCAGGUCCAGCUGUGGGCAGCAGAAAUGCUCCUGGCUCUGGAAGGACUCCACCAGCAGGGUGUACUCUGCCGGGACCUCAAUCCUAGGAACCUACUGCUGGAUGCUGCCGGUCACAUCCGUUUCACUUUCUUUGGGCAAUGGACGGAGGUGGAGCCGCAGUGCUGCAGCCAGGCCCUGGAAGAACUGUAUAGUGCCCCAGAAGUGGGUGGGAUUUCUGAGCUGACUGAGGCCUGCGACUGGUGGAGCUUUGGGUCACUGCUAUAUGAGCUGCUGACUGGAAUGCCACUGUCCCAGUGCCACCUAUCAGGGAUUCAUCCUCACACCCAGCUGCACCUGCCCGAGGGGCUCAGCCUGCCUGCUGCAUCACUGCUCACUGAGCUGCUGCAAUUUGACCCCAAGCUGCGAUUGGGCUCUGGAGGAGGUGGUGUUGCCAAGCUCAAGUCCCACCCCUUUUUCAGCUCUGUCCAGUGGAGCACAUUGGUAGGCUAGCUUUCAUCACCCAUGGAGCAGUACACUGAGGAUAUCACCACAGACUUGGAGCACAGGGUGGCAUUAGGACCCCUGGUCCAUGGGACUUGUGAUCCCAGGCAGUGCCUAGGGGAGGUCCCCUGCUCCUGGGGCUGUUCCUAUGGAGGAGAGUCUGCACUGAGUCUGGUUUUGCAGCCUUGAUUAUUCUCCUCUGCCAGCUUCCCUCUGUGUUUCAGUAGUAUCUUCUGGUCUGGUGCCUGGGCUGGGGCCUGAGGAGGGUCCUGUAUCCCAUGCCCAUGUCUGUUAGGGAGAGAAUGGGGCAGUAACGUAACCAGGAGUGGAUGACCAGGCACCAGCCCCAAGCACCCACUUAGAGGAAGCACAAUAAGGCAGCUGCCACUGUUGCAGACCAGCCACUGCAGAUGCCACUGCCACUGCCCAGGGCACAGCUUGGUACUUAUGCCUCUGGGAAGGAGCAUUGGCACUGAGGCCAAUAAACGUGGGACCUCAGAGCCUCCUGCCCCCUGGGUAGUGGGCAGGUCUCUCCCUCCACCUGCCCACUGCUAUCUGUGGGGAGCCAGUCUACCACUGAGACUCCCCAGUUCAGGGAGCCCAGCUUUGUCCUAUGGGGCAGCCCCUACCAGGGUCUAGUUCUCCACUGCCCCAUCUGAUCCUGUCUCUGCCUGCCCUCCUCCUGGUGGGUCCACAGCAUCCCAAUGCCUCUCCUGUCCCCACUUCCUCUUUGCUACUGCCUUGCAUUGCCCCUUGUGGCUUUCCUGUUGCAUUUCCAGUGGCCGCUGCUAGAUGGGGCUUGGGGUCCCAUGUUAUGCAUUUCUCUGGCUGCAUGUGCAUUCACAUCACCUGCCAUUGCUCUCUCCAGACACAGGAAGACACUCCUGCUUUUGAGUGCUUCUCUGUGGCUGUCCAACCUCAAUAAACUUGCCUUUGUUCACA
Messenger RNA from Gavialis gangeticus (Gharial), 4894 nucleotides. It is a transcript of the gene RPS6KL1, whose product is annotated as ribosomal protein S6 kinase like 1. The transcript is spliced from 11 exons. Gene Ontology annotation, molecular function: ATP binding; protein kinase activity. Bases 1925 to 3961 code for a protein of 678 amino acids. NCBI's taxonomy places the organism in Eukaryota, Metazoa, Chordata, Crocodylia, Gavialidae. The record is from RefSeq and is a predicted model, not a curated record. Gene Ontology annotation, biological process: protein phosphorylation.